AUGGAUAUCAAGACGAGAUUCCUCAUCCUAUCCGACACACACGCGGAAAAGGGACUCACCGCCCCAAAUCUGCCUGUCGACGUGGCAAUCCACUGUGGAGACUUUACAAACGAGUCCAAACUCCACGAGUUCCGCACGACCUUGGACCUCUUACGAACAAUCAACGCACCCCUCAAAAUUGUCAUUGCCGGAAACCACGACUUUACCCUAGACACGCCAAUGUUUGCAAAGAAGAGAGCGCAGGCAGAAGCCGAAUACGGCGAUUUUGGCGACGCCCGACAACUUUUUGAGGAUGCCAGAUCGGACGGUGUCGUGUUUCUUGACCAAGGCGCCCACCGCUUCAACCUUGACAACGGUGCCAGGCUAGCAGUUUACGCUAGCCCCUUUACUCCAUCUGCGGACGCCGACUGGGGAUUCCAGUUCAAACGGGGAGAGCACCAUGACUUCGCUAUCGACAACGACGUUGACAUCGUCAUCACCCAUGGCCCUCCUCCCAAAGGGUUUUUGGACCUCACUGCUUCUAAUCAGCGCGGUGGCUGCCAGCAUCUCUUUGCUGCCGUGGCGAAAGCUCGGCUGCGGCUGCAUUGUUUUGGCCAUAUCUACGAGGGAUGGGGGGCUAAACUAAUGGCAUGGCACGACACGCCCAGCGAAUUCUCCUCGCACUUUUCUGACAUCAACCACGGCGAGUCAGCCUUGGUCGACACUCUGGCGGCCCUCCGUCCAAGAAAGUGGGAUACAGCCCAAGACAUCGCGGAGAAAGAGUCCCGACUUACAGCGCUCAGGGCCGCUGGGUACCGUGCGACGGACCAUUGCUCUGGAAGCGAGUUCCCUGUCGUUCCAGGCCGUACGACGCUCUUCGCCAACGCGGCCAUCGAGUCGACAGAGGAGGACCAGGCCCAGUUGCCAUGGGUCAUUGACCUCGAACUCCCCGCUGCCAUCCAUUCGGGAUGUGAGUAG
Messenger RNA from Lasiosphaeria miniovina, 957 nucleotides. RefSeq names its product ser/Thr protein phosphatase family protein. Lineage: Eukaryota; Fungi; Ascomycota; Sordariomycetes; Sordariales; Lasiosphaeriaceae. The coding region runs from base 1 to 957 and encodes 318 amino acids. The record is from RefSeq and is a predicted model, not a curated record. Gene Ontology annotation, molecular function: hydrolase activity. The transcript is spliced from 3 exons.